Gryllus bimaculatus (two-spotted cricket) is the source of this 2236-nucleotide messenger RNA. The record is from the annotation of a GenBank genome assembly. NCBI's taxonomy places the organism in Eukaryota, Metazoa, Arthropoda, Insecta, Orthoptera, Gryllidae.
GCUGCGAAUGGUAGCGUCCAAUCGCGUCCUUCAUGCUCAAACGUAUUGCACGUCCUGUUCUUAAUUGCUGUCCUGACUAUUCGACAUAUUGCCGGCAUAAUCUAGCGAAUACCAAGGCAUGAAGUCAGCAGCUGCUAGAUCUCCUAGUCGACGCAGUAGCCCACCGCCUCCACACAGAAUGUCACGUCGAUCUCCAAAUUUUAGACGUGGCAGAACUCCUGAAAGAAGACGACGUGUUGAUUCUCAAAGCAGUAGAAUGUCUCCUCCAAGGAGCAGAGAACGGAGAGAAUUCAGGUCAUCUCCUAGAAGUCAACCUCCUCCUGAGUUUGCUGUUCCGAGAAGAAGCAGAUCUCCAAUACGGGAGUCAAAGAGAAGAUCAUUUUCUCCUAAAAGGAAGUCUCCUAAGCGUGAACGUCGUGAACCAGAGCGUGAGCGUUCUGCUCGUCCUGCUAUGAGUCGUAAGCGCUCUAGGUCAAAAAGCCCACCUGUGGUUGUUGGUCCUCCCUUGCAUGAAAGUACAUCUCGACUAGGUCCAUACAGUGGACCUUCAGAAGGACCUCCUGGACGGUUUCAAGGGCCUGACACUUACACAUCUCCAGAACCUAUAAUAGAGAUACAGCAUUCAGGAAGAAGUAUUAGUGGACUUAGUGAAAGAUUUGCUGAAGCUAGUCGGGGUAGUUAUGAGGAGGAACAUCCAGAUCGCCCUGUAUUUCGUGGACCAGAUCGGUCUACAGGAGAGUUGGAGAAGAUUCCUGUAGAUGGUCAUAGUGAUCGUCCCUUUUUCCGUGGACCUGAUGGGGCUGGCUUUGAUAUUAAUGAACUCAAGAAGAUAACUAUGAGCAUUAAACAGACUUGUUCAACUAACCCUACAAGAGUCGCUAGAAAUAUAAUAAGACCAGAGGAUGUUGUAUUAGUUCGCCGAAUUGAAACUUCACUUGAUGGGGAAUACACUUCAUCUGAACGUUCUCAUCAUGUAUCCCGUGAUGGCUAUGGACAUGAAAAUAGAUCACCGUCUCCUAAAUCAAGACGCCGCCUCUCACCAUGGGAGCAAGAUCCUAUGAAUUUAAAUCCUCGCAGGAUCAAAAAUGAGGGUAAACGCCCUAUUUUUGAACGGGAAGAAAUAAUUCAAGGCAAUCAAAGAAGUAAGUAUGAUCCUGGACCAUCCUCACAUCGUCUUGAAGAACAUCAACGUAUUGUUGCAGUUAUUUCUAAUCCUCCGCACACUCAAACAUCAGGUGGCCCCAGGUACGAAUCACCUGGUCGACAUAGUUCAUCCCAUGCUCCAACUACAUAUUAUGGAGGGGAUCGAGAACACCGAGGCUCAUCAAGAGAUUAUGUUCGUUCAAGAGAUUAUGAAAGAAGCCAUGGCCCUGGAUCAGGUUUUGAGCCAAGGGAUAAAAGUAGAGAUGAUCAUUUUGAAAGGAGAGAAGACUUACGUCAUGAUCUUGAAUCUCGACGCCGUGACGAGCCAAGAUAUAUAUCUCAUGGAGAAGGGAUGCGAUCUUAUGAUAAAGGGCGCGACUAUCGAGAAAGUGAAAGGGGUUCAGAUCUGCGCAUGCGAAUCCAUGACAAAAGGUCAGAUAGACAUGAAGACCAUGAGAUGGGUCGUCACCAUUCUAUGGAACGUCAUGAAUUGGAAAGAGAGAGGGACAGGGACAGAGAAAGGGAGAGGGAGAGAAGACCAAUGAUGCAGCCAUCUCCGCCUGGUGAUAGGAGACGCGGUCCAAUGGAAUAUCGGCACAUGGGAGAUGGGGAUCGUAAAAUGAGGGGUGACAUGCAUAUGGGACCUGGAUCUCAUGGACCUGGUGGCCGCCGCUACGAAGGAUCCGAUCGUUUCCAUCAGGAACCUGAGUUUGGCCCUAGGCCAGAUCGUUUCCAUGGUUCAAAACCAUGGGAUAUGAAUCCUGAAUAUGUGCCUAAGGGGCGCGCCUAUUUUGAACAUGAUAACCGAGAUGAAAUGCGUAUGCCAACGCGUGGACGUGGGAAUAUGGGAAUGAGGGGCCAAUUUCGUGGGAGAGGGAUGAUGCGUGGAAGAAUCUUUCGUGGGGUGGGUCAGUCGCGAGGCUAUAUGGGAGGGCGUGGAACUGGUCGUCGAGGUGGAUACUUACCACCUGCAUCAGGGCUAAUGGCACUGGUGGGUCUGGUUGCAGGAUAUAAGCGGAGUUCACCUCACUGGGAGCAUGAUCUGUUUGACAACACGUCGCCCAGUCAUGGCAACAAUGAGUUUAGCAAGUGA